AUACCAACUUGUAUGUGUUUGGCAUAUAUUUUAUUCCCUAACCCUUAGACCCACUCAUGGGUUAGUAAGUUGCUUUGCACUUCUUGCAGCCUAUCUUUAAUGGGUUUUAGGUCCACGUUUGCCCAUUUAAAAUUUAUUAAACAGGAUGUCAUUCGUCCAAACACAUUGCAACGUUUGUUGAUAAAGCUAUGGUUGUCUAAUAAAAGUUCACUUUGCCAGGCAAUUUAUGGUGGAUUCAAUGAAUCAAAUUACAAACAACAAUAAUGCAGUCAUAUGAGAAUUCCAGGCCAAAGAAUAAGGGUGAAUUGUCAAAGUUGAGAAUAUAUUUGUAUUUUUUUUUUAAAUCCUUCAUUCUUAUGAACUUUUUCAUUGUAUUCCUAAGUUCAAUGAUUUUUGUAAUGAUGAAACUGCAGUUGUUUACAGGGGUUUCCCGCCAAACUUCUGAGGUGAAUUUAUGUCUGGUGUUUUUUGAAUAUACUUAUCCUUUUUGCAAUAGAGUCGUAGCGAGUCUUCUUAAAGCGUACCUGUGACACCCCAUCCAACUUGGGCAGUGUCACUGAAUUUAAAGCAAGGUACCCUGUUAAUCCUCAACUUUGGGUUGAUGAGUUAUGAUUCUGGAGUAUUAAGG
Rhizophagus irregularis DAOM 181602=DAOM 197198 is the source of this 628-nucleotide messenger RNA. NCBI's taxonomy places the organism in Eukaryota, Fungi, Glomeromycota, Glomeromycetes, Glomerales, Glomeraceae. The record is from RefSeq and is a predicted model, not a curated record.